Messenger RNA from Megalops cyprinoides (Indo-Pacific tarpon), 2178 nucleotides. RefSeq names its product sodium/hydrogen exchanger 2-like. The coding region runs from base 1 to 2178 and encodes 725 amino acids. Gene Ontology annotation, biological process: regulation of pH; sodium ion transport; proton transmembrane transport. The transcript is spliced from 12 exons. Gene Ontology annotation, cellular component: membrane. Gene Ontology annotation, molecular function: sodium:proton antiporter activity. Lineage: Eukaryota; Metazoa; Chordata; Actinopteri; Elopiformes; Megalopidae. The record is from RefSeq and is a predicted model, not a curated record.
AUGUGCCCACUCCGGACGCCCCUCUUCCUGGUCUGCCUCCUCUUUGCUGUCUCCUCGGCUCUCGCCCCCUCCCAGGACAGCUCGCCGCUCCACGGGAACCACAGCGACCACCGCUUGGCCUCCUCACCCCCAGAGGCGCAUCCCGCUCCCACAGGCCUGAGAGUCUUCAGCGUGGACUACCACCAUGUGCAGGCCCCGUUUGAGAUCGGGCUAUGGAUCAUGCUGGCCUCCCUGGCUAAACUGGGGUUCCACUGGUCUGGUCGGAUCCCUGCCGUGGUACCAGAGAGCUGUUUGCUUAUCAUGGUGGGCCUCCUGGUGGGUGGGGUGAUCUAUGGGGUCCGCCAUGCCGCCCCCCCAGUCCUGAGCGCCGAUGCCUUCUUCCUGUACCUGCUGCCCCCCAUCGUGUUGGACGCGGGCUACUUCCUGCCCGGGCGGCUCUUCUUCGAGAACCUGGGCACCAUCCUGUGGUACGCGGUGCUGGGCACGGUGUGGAACGUGCUGGGCAUCGGCGUGUCGCUGUACGGCGUGUGCCACCUGGGGUCCUGGGGGCUGGACGAGGUGUCCCUGCUGCACUGCCUGCUGUUUGGCAGCCUCAUCGCCGCCGUUGACCCCGUCGCCGUCCUCUCCGUCUUCGAGGAGAUCCACGUCAACGAGCAGCUGCACAUCCUGGUGUUCGGGGAGUCGCUGCUGAACGACGCUGUCACCGUGGUCUUGUAUAAGUUGUUUGAGUCAUUUCUGCGGAUGCCCUCUGUGUCAGGAGUGGACGUGCUGGCGGGCGGGUGCCAGUUUGUGGUGGUGGGGCUGGGGGGGCUGUGCGUGGGGCUGUUUUUCGGCCUGGUGGCCGCCCUCACCACCCGGUUCACGGCCCGGGCCCAGGUGAUCGCGCCCCUCUUCGUCUUUCUCUACAGCUACUUGUCAUACCUCACCUCCGAGAUGCUGCACCUGUCUGGAAUCAUGGCGAUUGUGACCUGUGCUGUCACCAUGAAGCAGUAUGUGGAGGCCAAUGUAUCCCAGAAGUCCAAUACCACCAUCAAGUACUUCCUGAAGAUGUGGAGCAGCGUCAGUGAAACGCUGAUCUUCAUCUUCCUGGGCGUGUCCACCAUCCAGGAUGUCCACAUGUGGAGCUGGCCCUUCGUCUCCUCCACCCUCUUCCUCUGUCUUUUUUGGAGGGCCCUGGGUGUGCUCUUACUGACAGCAGUCGUGAACAAACUGCGGCGAAAUGCAGUCACCUUCCGGGACCAGUUCAUCAUUGCCUACGGUGGCCUGAGAGGGGCAAUCUGCUUCUCUCUGGUCUUCCUAAUCGAUGAUUUCCCCAAGAAAAGACUUUUCAUCACCACCACUAUUGUGGUCAUCCUGUUCACAGUCUUUGUGCAGGGUAUGACCAUCAAACCACUGGUGGAGCUGCUGGAGGUCAAGCGGAGGAAGAGGGCGCCCCCUACAGUCAGUGAGGAGAUACACAGCCGGCUCCUUGACCAUCUAUUGUCAGGAAUCGAGGACGUUGUUGGGUAUUGGGGCCAACACUACUGGAAAGACAAGUUUGAGCAGUUUAACAACAAAUACCUGAAGAAGUUCCUGAUUCGUGAGGACACUCAGCCCAAAUCCAGCAUCGUGCUCCUCUAUCAGGAGCUGGAGCGCAGGGAGCAGAUGGGGCAAGAGGAUUCUGGGAGGAGAGAGCGACCACAGGCCACUGAGGACAGCCGUGUCCAAAGCAGACCCUUACUUCCAGAGGAAAUGGACAGUAUUAGGCGUAUCCUCUCCAGAAAUCUACGCAACUUCAGCAGCAAGCAGAUUCCAGCCUACAGCAGGCACACUCUGCACCAGGACUUCACCGUAGAUCGCAGCAGAAAUACUCGGCUGCGCAGACACCAGAGCCUGGGGGAGAGGAGCAUAAACCCUGUGUACAGCUACAACAGACAGUGGGACAGUGAGGAGCGCUGGGAUAGUGAGAGAGACAGAGGACUCACCAGGUCUAUAACAGCGGGUCCAAGCACCAGCCCUGUCUACCUAGAAUCGAUGGACCCAGCGGCUCUCAGUCCAAAUGGCCCAUCCAGACCCCACAGGGACAGGGUGGAGAUCAGAGCACCGGGGGGCCUGGCCCCACACCUCCCCUCUGGGCCCACACAGGAGACAGCCCCCAAAAAACUGAGUUUCGCCCUGGAGAAUGAGCAGGAGAAGUAG